Molecule: messenger RNA, 747 nt
Organism: Nomascus leucogenys (northern white-cheeked gibbon)
Lineage: Eukaryota; Metazoa; Chordata; Mammalia; Primates; Hylobatidae
Gene: GPHA2
Product: glycoprotein hormone subunit alpha 2
Biological process (GO): cell surface receptor signaling pathway
Cellular component (GO): extracellular region
Molecular function (GO): hormone receptor binding; hormone activity
Source: RefSeq, a predicted model, not a curated record
CAGCAGGAGGCACAGGAAAACUGCAAGCCGCUCUGUUCCUGGGCCUCGGAAGUGAUGCCUAUGGAGUCCCCUCAAACCCUGGUCCUCUGUCUGCUGGUCCUGGCAGUCACUGAAGCCUGGGGCCAGGAGGCAGUCAUCCCAGGCUGCCACUUGCACCCCUUCAAUGUGACAGUGCGAAGUGACCGCCAAGGCACCUGCCAGGGCUCCCACGUGGCACAGGCCUGUGUGGGCCACUGUGAGUCCAGUGCCUUCCCUUCUCGGUACUCUGUGCUGGUGGCCAGUGGUUACCGACACAACGUCACCUCCAUCUCUCAGUGCUGCACCAUCAGUGGCCUGAAGAAGGUCAAAGUACAGCUGCAGUGUGUGGGGAGCCGGAGGGAGGAGCUCGAGAUCUUCACGGCCAGGGCCUGCCAGUGUGACAUGUGUCGCCUCUCUCGCUACUAGCCCAUCCUCUCCCCUCCUUUCUCCCCUGGGUCACAGGGCUUGACAUUCUGGUGGGGGAAACCUGUGUUUGAGAUUCAAAAACUGGAAGGAGCUCCAGUCCUGCUGGUUACUUGCUAUGGAAUUUUUUUUUAAUAAGGGGAGGGUUGUUCCAGCUUUGACCCUUUGUAAGAUUUUGUGACUGUCACCUGAGAAGAGGGGAGUUUCUGCUUCUUCCCUGCCUCUGCCUGGCCCUUCUAAACCAAUCUUUCAUCAUUUUACUUCCCUCUUUGCCCUUACCCCUAAAUAAAGCAAGCAGUUCUUGAA